AUGGUCGACGCGUUCCUGAGAGGAUUUGCCCAAGGCUCGCGAUACGGUCCGCAGCUCGAACAACUAAAUCAUACCUGCGAGUUGGAUGUCGGUGCCCUCUUUCCCAAGGGCGUGUGUAACGAGGGCGUGUGCAUUACCAAGACGAUUGACGCUCGCGUCGUCAGAGGGAAGCUUUUACUUCACAAUGUUCAUAAGCUAUCCGUAUCACUCCUAACUCAACCAUCGAGCCCCCUAACUUCACGAGUCGACAUAAGUCAAAUUGUCUCUAAUAGACUUUUACCAGCAAUCUAUAAAUUCACCGCCAGAAUCGGCUGUGUUCAUACUCCAGACACACUCCCUGCGGUCAUGUUAUAUGCGUUCCGAUUCCGGGUAGGCUGUUCUGGCGACCGGGCGAGAGGUCUGGAUCUGUUGAGCUGUGGUCACUGUGCCACCGACCUGCGAGUCCGGGUGGAACUGGACUGCGGCGGUACGGGCGUCCAAAUUGAAGUCGAGAUAUGGCGGUCUUUUGGAGGUCGAGACUCUGACAACAGGGACCGGGCAGAGGAUGGACACUUCUUUAUCGAUCCUAUGUCGGAUGCGCCCUUCGAUAUCAAUCAUCCUCCUGUUCGCGACCUGGAAAAAAUGUUCAAUGGAGUUGAAGAAGACUGCUCAGGGUUAUGGUCUCCAAAUCGUCCUCGAAGUCGCCAGAGCUGGAUCCAGUUGUGGAUGUGGUUCUAUGACCCAUUCAAGGCUCAAUUGCGCAGCUACGGUCUCCCCUGCAAUGAUGACAGGAUGCCAGCUCGAAUUCAACAGCAGACGCUGCCCUUGCAAUGGUGA
Molecule: messenger RNA, 816 nt
Organism: Exophiala spinifera
Lineage: Eukaryota; Fungi; Ascomycota; Eurotiomycetes; Chaetothyriales; Herpotrichiellaceae
Exons: 1
Coding region: 1-816 (271 amino acids)
Source: RefSeq, a predicted model, not a curated record